AAAACAUGAGAUGCGCAGUAGAUGAAAUUAGGACUUCCGCUUGUAGAGAAAUGUGAAAGUUGGUAUUUCCUGUCAUAGUAUUCAGCUGUACACCUUCCCAAACAGGCAAGCCAUAAUUCAGCCCCUGGUAAAAUAGUACUGGAAAAAGGCAGUCCAGAGCUGUGUCUUUCAUCUUAUCAGCCAGACAAAAACCUAUGGUAGCAUUGCUUAUAUAACAAAAGUCAGUACUUUGGUUUCAAAUAUGUUGGAAAUAACUGUGAAAACAUUAGAUGGACAAAACAAGAAGUUUACUGUGCCUGAAGAUAUUACUGUAAGGCAGUUCAAAGAAAGGAUAGCAAACUCCAUUAAUAUCACUGCAGAACAGCAGAGGUUGAUAUUCCAUGGCAGGGUACUGCAGGAUGAAAAGAAAUUGAAUGAAAAUGAUGUCGAUGGCAAAGUGAUACAUGUUGUUGCCAGGCCCCCGCCUUCCAGCAGACCCCCGCCAACGUCAUCAACAGCCACUACUGCAGUGCCCCCUAGGGAUGGCAGCACCACCACCAGCUAUGUCAUGGGGUCGUUUACCUUGCCAGCUGAUGCCAUGGAUCCUAAUUCAGUGCAGCAAAUUGUGCAGCAAGUUGUAACAAACAUGGGGGAUAUUGGAAGAAAUGCUCGAGUCACUUCAAGAUCUGCACCUGAUGGUUCCUCAGUUGAUGUCCACAUAAACCUGGGUAACAUAGGAACAGUGCAGUUACGCAGUGAGGCACAGCAGAGGAUUGAGAAUGCCAGAAGAAUGGUACAGGCUGCUACAGAGACACUGGAUAGAUUGGAGAACCCCCCAGAUGGUGCUGAUGAGAGUAAUGUAAAUGCAUAUCUCAACAUACCAGCAGUGAGAGCCUAUGAUAAUAUACAGAUAACAACACCCAAUGGUAGCAGUGGGGCAGCUACAGCAACUACAGCUACAGUAACAACUACAUCUACAACUCGUUCUGAGAGCACUCCUACAGGCAGUUCUUCUAGUUCUGCUUCUGUUGGGUCAUCCAGUACAGGCGGUUUCAGUGGCACAGCCAGUACAAGCAAUUCUAACAGCACAACCAGUGCUAGCAAUGCCAGUGGUGGAAACAGCAAUCGACCGACAACAACUGUCCCUGAAAUUAGCCACCCUCCUCCCCUGGCUCUAGCAGAUUUAUUGAGUGAGGUAUCAAGACUACAGGCCAGAGCUCAGACACACUUGGAAAGACUGCAGCAAGUCAUGAGAGAGGAUGCUAACUAUGAGGGCAAGGAUGAAGAUCGUAGAAGGGACCAGCGUUUAUUUAACCUGGUAUCAGAAGUCAUGCACUAUCUGGGUCACGCCUACCACAGUAUCAGUGACUUGAUGGUGGACCUCAGUCAGCCGUCACCACGCCAGCUUCGGGCCCCAGUCACACCAGUGGCACCAGCAGCAGUGGUGCAGCAAGCUGUACCCAUUCAUGCACAAAUACAGAUCGAUCCAUCAGGCUUACAGAGACGUAAUGUCAAUGUGAAUGCGGCUGGUACACAAGCCGGCUCAGGUAGUACAGUAUUUGGCAACACAGGCACCCAAGUAGGUGCAAGCAGUGCAGCCUCUGGCACUGCUGGAACCCAGGCCGGUACGGGACUUGGCAAUCAGGCAAUAUUUGGCACCACAGGCACCCAGGCUGGUGCAGGAUUAGGUGCAACGGGUUCUACAGGCACCCAAGCUGGUGCGGGAUUAGGCCCAGUGGGGUCCACAGGCACCCAGGCUGGUGCAGGACUUGGCUCUGGUGGGGUCUUUGUUGGAUCCACAGGCAUGCAGGCAGGGAGUAGUUUUGGUGCUGUGGGAACCAUGGGAACACAGACGCAAGCAGUAGAUCCCACAAUGUCCACAGGCACACAGACAGGGGCUGUUCCUAGUGGAGUGGGGACUACAGGGACUCAGGCAGGGGCAGGUUUAGGCCCUGGUGGUAUGAUGUUUGGUACAGCAGGCACACAGACAUUGCCUGGCAACCUGCGAGGACUGUUGCCUGGAAUGGUGCCUGGGAUGGUGCCAGGCAUGGUGCGACUACCAGGAGCAUUCAUGAUUGGAGUGCCCCCACAUCCAACCACGUCUAACAACCAGGGUACGCAGACCAGCACAUCUUCAACCACAACUGCUGGUGUGGGUCCCGGGCCCUUUGGUCCUCUCUUCAACCCUACAGCCAGCACCACAGGCUCUGGUGCCAUGCCCUCCUAUACAUUUGUACAGCUGGGACCUCACAAUGUGACCAUCAGUAAUAUAUCAGCACAGUUUGUGCCACACUCAGAGGCUCAAGCAGAGGGGGGGACUUCUACAGGAACUGCCACUACAGGAUCUUCAAACACUGGGGCUGGGACUGCUACUACAGGAACUCCUCCAACUGGAACUGCUACUACCACCACAGCCUUUACUAAUGGCAGCAGGUCAGCAGUAGGAACUGCGCCAGCAGAAUCUUCUAGAACAUCAAAUGCUCCUCCUUUCACCAGGACCGUUGGUGGAGCUGGUCACCUGCCUUUUGGUGACUUCUUGACUUUACUCAGGUCUAUGCCAGGGCCACCAGGAAACCCUGGGGCUCACAUACCAUCUGGUUCAAGCAUGAAUGGGACUGCAACCACCAGCCCAGCUUCCUCAUCCACUACCACUACAUCAUCCAGCACCAGUUCUAGUCAGGGUCCUCUCCCUGGUAUGUUUCCCCCAGGGGGCUUUCCCCAGGGUCAUUUCGGCAAUCACCCCCGAGGUGUGCUUGUUCCUGGCAUGAGUGCCCCUGGAAACCGAGCUGUGGACCCCUAUCUACCCUGUGGCUCACGACACUUUAUGGCCAGGAGGAUGCCCAGUACCGCUGGAGGGUCUCCAGAAGGUUCCCUGACGGACAUUUUGAACAACAUAGUAACAUCUUUGCUGAAUCAGCAGAACCCUCAUCUAGCAGGUCAGUCUGCAGGGCAGCCUCAGUCUGCUGCCAGCAGUAGUGCCACCAGCACCACGUCCACCACAACCACACCAUCUGGUGCCAGCACAAGACUUACCCCAGCCUCCAUGCCUAACCCCUUUUUGCAGCUAAUGGGUAUGGGCAUUCCUGGACAGGGAGGACCAGCUCCACCUGGUGAGGAGAAUCCAUUGAUGACUAUGCUGAGAGGGGUUUUACAAAGUGCACACACUGAAGGUACCACCAGAACCACAACAACUACAACAUCCUCCAGCAGCAGUGGAGCUAACAGUAGCAGUAACAGUAGCACCCCCUCCUCCACAGGAAUGACAGAUGAACUGUUUGCACAAUUGAUUGGUGGCGUCACACAGGCAGUGUCGCAGUCGCGCCUAGGCCAGGGUCAAGGCCAGACUGUGGCUACAUUUCUGCGUAGUUUAGGAAGUGAGCACAGUGCAACUCAAGGAGAAGGUUUAGUUAACGACAUCUUCAACUGCUUGGCUGAGCAGCUAACUUUCCCAGACAUGAUGGCCAUUUUCAUGGGAAAUCCAGCAUCACUAAAUCGUACCCAGCAUUCACUGCAAGAGUUUAUACGAGACAGAAUUUUAGAAGGACACGAGGCCACAGAGAGCGUGGUGAACGACGCUGUGGAAAGGCUGAUAAAUGAUAUGCAAGAGCAGAUGAGAGAAACCUGUGCCAAUGAAGAAACUGUCCAGGAAGUGGACUUGAUGGCUACUCUUAAUGAAUUUACAAGACAGCAGCUCAGAGCCACCAUCAGACUUAUCAUGAACUCCACAGAGAAUGACCCUAACUUUGGACGUUAUCUGUACGAGAGGUGUCGCCAGGUGCUGAUGGAGUUGAUUGUUCUCUGUCGCUACUCUCUGAGUGGAGGUAUACCGGCUAUAGAGAGAAUACUACAUGGCAGAGUGCGCCAUGUCUCUGGUGACGUGAACCCUCUGAUCCUGCAGUGGAUGAUUACUAUGUCAUCUCAGCAUCUUCACUCUCUCCUGCCACAGAUCACAAUUACUGACACUGAUGUCAUGCACUAUGUUGUCAGGAAGUCUCCAGACAGCGCUGACAGUAUGGAUGUCAGCCCUGACCACCAGGAGGACCUGGAGUUCCAAGACGCUCUUGAGACACAGGAACCAGUGGUGACAUCUACUGGAGAAAGUGGAGGAAUGACUCCAGAGCCAGCAGCAGAGGCAAUGGAAGUGUCUAGUCCUAAAGCUGGUGAAAUCCCCACACCAGCUGAAGCAUCACCAGUGGUGAAUUCUCACAUUGUUGGGGCUGGAGAGGAUGUCACAGCCACAGGGGCUGCAGGCUGGGAGCAGCAAGUACCAGAGGACUGGGUACCAAUCAUUAGAGAAGAUGUUCAGCGCCAGAGGCGGCAGGCACCCCAGCAGCCACUCAGUGAUGCCUACUUGAAUGGCAUGCCACCUAAGAGACGGAAGAUCAUGUGCCAAGACAAGCCAGAUGGUGUGCCCAAGGCUGCAGAGGUUCUCCCCGAGACACUGACCAGAGCUGUGAGGUCUGCAGGUGUCACCCCCAACACAAGUGUGUCCGCUUUGCUCAAGGAUGCCUCUGAAAACACAUUACUCCAAGACAAAUUUGAGGAACAAGUUAAAAAAGACUUGAAGGACAAAGUUGAAAGCAACCCUGACUAUAAAUCUCAAAAAUAUCCAAAUGCAGAGAAAUAUUUAAAAAAGAAGUGAUGAGAGUGGCUGCUGAUGUUUUAAUUUUUUUGUUUUUUCAUUCUAUUAUUAUAUGCACACAAUUUGUCUGUCAAGCUGUCAAUUUGCAGUUUCGGUUUAUAUGGAAUUAUAUUAUAUUUAUAUUACAAUAUUCCAGGAUAACCUUUGUUUCUCUAGAUUAACUUGCAAUUCAAGUGGUGAACUAUUUCAGCCUAUGUGAAAAGAAAACAAUGUAUUGAUAUUAAUUUAUUUCUGCAUGCAGUAUUUUUAAGAAACUGUAAAUAUAACUUUCUAAUUUGUGAGGCAGGAUUCUUAAAGUGGACAAUAUCUUGUACAACCCAGUGCCAUGGAUACAUAUACAAUUAAUAUCUAUUCUUCAAGUCCUUUUCUCCUCAAUGAGAGCAUUGGACAGAAUCAUUUUUCCCCAAUGCACUCUCUUCUGUGAAGUUUUGUCAUUUUAGUUCCAGUGGCCCAUUAUGAUAAGAACUGGGUUUGUAUAUCCACAUUCUUGUGAAGCAAUGGGAUACUUAAAAUAUUGUAUCCAGGCACAAUAAAAAAAGUGGAAGAAAUGGUGCAUAAUUGUGCAUAUGGUUGGGUAGAAAAUGUGAAUCAUCGCUAUAUAUAUAUAUAUAUAUCUUUUUUUUUAACUUUUUAAUUUAAUUUGGGUACACUGACCAAGCUAUUUUAAUGUAAAUUUCAAGUGAAUAAAAAGGCAUGUUAACCCUUGUAA
Messenger RNA from Lingula anatina, 5330 nucleotides. Its product is annotated as large proline-rich protein BAG6. Lineage: Eukaryota; Metazoa; Brachiopoda; Lingulata; Lingulida; Lingulidae. Gene Ontology annotation, biological process: ERAD pathway. The record is from RefSeq and is a predicted model, not a curated record. Gene Ontology annotation, molecular function: polyubiquitin modification-dependent protein binding; misfolded protein binding. Gene Ontology annotation, cellular component: BAT3 complex.